Molecule: messenger RNA, 945 nt
Organism: Lasiosphaeria miniovina
Lineage: Eukaryota; Fungi; Ascomycota; Sordariomycetes; Sordariales; Lasiosphaeriaceae
Exons: 2
Coding region: 1-945 (314 amino acids)
Source: RefSeq, a predicted model, not a curated record
AUGGUUCGCGCCACGGACCAAAAGGCCGCGCUGCGGGCUACCGCCCAGGAGACGCUCGACGUCCUGCCAGGUCUCCUGAGCAAGCUCGGGCGGGCCAACGACGCGCGGCGGUCGGGAAAGUUCACGCUCAGCAGACUGCCGCGGCUGGGGCCGAGCUACUGCCCGCGCUUCCGCUCGCCGGCCACCGUCAAAGUGGUCAACGACGACACGCUCAACGCGGCGCUGUGGCAGUGGCGGCAGCAGCAGCGGUACGGGCGCGGCGGCAACGCCAGCGACGGGCGCGGCAACCCGCGGCCGGCCGUAGUCAACUUCGGAGACCAGCACUCGCCAGGCGGCGGGUGGCUCAACGGGGCGCUGGCGCAGGAGGAGGCGCUGUGCUACCGCAGCUCGCUGGCCCUCAGCCUGCACCGCCGCGACUACCCGCUGCGUCCCACCGAGGCCGUCUACAGCCCCUACGUGCUCGUGGUCCGCGAUUCCCUCGCCGACGGUGCCCGUUUGUUUUAUCCCCAGAACCGCGCCGCCGAUCUCCCCGAUGUCGCCGCCAUCACCGUGUCGGCCGUCCGCAGGCCCAAGGUCUUCUCGUUCGAUGGAGGUAACCGCGGCAGGUUUGAUCGAGGUAACCGCGACGGGGCUGACGGGGCUGGGCUGCCGUACGUCAAGACAGUAUUUGCAAACAACCGUGACCGCAACCACACCAAAGACAAAAUGCGGUUGGUGCUGCGCAUCGCGGCCAUGAACGGCCACCGCAACCUCGUGCUCGGCGCCCUGGGCUGCGGCGUCUUCCAGAACCCGCCCGAGGACGUUGCCCACUGCUGGCUCGAGGUGCUGCGCGAGCACGAGUUCAAGGGCAACUGGUGGCGCAACGUGUGCUUUGCCGUCUUUGACCCGAGGAACGACGGCAAUUUUGACAUUUUCAAGCGUGUGCUGCACGGCAAGCAAGUCUAA